Messenger RNA from Closterium sp. Naga37s-1, 804 nucleotides. The record is from the annotation of a GenBank genome assembly. NCBI's taxonomy places the organism in Eukaryota, Viridiplantae, Streptophyta, Zygnematophyceae, Desmidiales, Closteriaceae.
AUGAAGCGAGCGCGAAAUGAAAAGGCCACUUCUCCUGCACUCAUACCUCCUUCAUUGGAAAACCUUCCAGAUGAACUGCUCACGACCAUUCUCUCAAUGGUCGCCGCACGCGCCUCAACUCCCCAAGACUUCCUCUCCUGUCGCCUCGCUUCCUCCCACCUUCGCCGCAUCUCACUUCUCCCGGAAAUCCUCGCCGUGUUACCAUCUCCCGCUCUCGCUUGCCCGGCGAAACACUACACGCUCGCCUGUCGCUCGUUCCUGUCGGCAUGCGCAGCGGCGGGAAACGCGGAGGCUGCAUUUCUCCUCGGUAUGGUCGAGUUUUACUGCUUGGAGCGGGUAGCUAGCGGCAUGAAGCGGCUUGUGCAAGCGGCAAAGGCGGGCCAAGCAGCCGCGUUACACAGCUUGUCAAUCAUCCAUUUCAACGGUAGCGGAUUGCCUACAAGCGGAGUGGAGGGAAGUGGUGCAGCGGAGGGAGGUGGCGCAGCGGAGGGGGACGCAGGAAGGCGGAAGCUGUGGGGGAACCGGAAGGUCGGGAUGGGGAUGUUGCUGUGUGUGGCGGCGGCUAAGGCGGGUCAUCCGGAUGCGCUGCGGGAACUAGGGCUGUGUCUGCAGGAUGGGUUUGGAAUCAAACGGAGCGUCGCCCAGGGGAGGCUGCUUCUGGUGGAGGCGAACCUGCGGGAGCUGGCUAAUAGCGGGGAUAGCUUGGCGCUCGCUACUGCUCGCGCGCCUGUCAAGUGGUGGACUGGCGGGUCGGACAUGCGGUCGCCUGCCAGCCGUGCAGCCGAGGCUAGACCAAUCUACUAA